AUGUCGGGCUAUGAAUUGGACAUAAAAUUAUUCGAAAAGCGCUUUAAAAAGAUAGCAUCUGCUUGGAAAGAUACUGAAAAUGAAGAUUACUCUGGGUUUCGCGAUGCAGACGCGAUUUUAGUACCAGUUGGCGAUUUAGAUGAAGAUUCCACUUUCAAGAAGUCAACUUCCCUUCAAAACUGGUUACUUGGUUACGAGUUCCCUACGACGAUUACAAUCUUUUUACCUGACAAUACCGUCAUAUUCAUAGCAUCAAAUACCAAAAUUAAAAUACUUAAACAACUCGAAAGUGCUAAUGAUAUUAACGUUGAAUUAGUUACAAAAACUAAAGAUCAAGAAGCUAAUCAACAAGCUUUGGAAGCUGUAGUUAAUCGUUUGGCCGGUAAGCGUAUUGGUGUCUUCUCAAAGGAUAACGCUCAAGGUAAAUCAAUCGAUGAUUGGAAUAAAGCCAGUCAAGGUAAAUUAGGUGAAGAAGUCGAUAUCACUUCUGCAAUCGCUACCGUCACAGCACCAAAAGAUACAUACGAGCAAAAGAACCAUAAAUACGCUUCACAACUUUCUUCUCACUUAUUGAAGUGGGGUAUGGAUAAAAUUAUGAGCUAUAUAGAUUCUGAGAAGAAGAUAAAUCAUUAUACCGUGGCUGAACAGAUCGAGCGUAAAGCUGCGAAGAAUGAAGAUGAGACUGACGCAAAAGACUUGUCAUUUUGGAAGAAAAUGAAGACUUUCAAUGAGCUUGAAUACGCUUCAAGUGAACCAGUUUAUACCCCCAUUAUUCAAUCAGGUGGUGAAUACAGUCUUAAACCAUCCGUUAUGUCAGACGAAAACAAUCUAAAAGCGGGUGUAAUUACAACUUCUCUUGGUAUGAGAUAUAAAUCUUAUUGUUCAAAUAUUGGUAGAACAUUCUUUAUCGAUCCCCACAAAACUCAAGAAGAAAAUUACGCUUUCUUACUCGAAUUACAAAAGCGUGUUAUUGAAAAAAUGACACCUGGAACACUUCUAUCAGAAGUUUAUGAAACUGCUUUGAAUUUCGUUCGCAAGACUAAACCAGAACUUGAAGAAAAACUGAGUAAAAAUCUAGGUUUUGCUACAGGUAUCUACUUCCGUGAUUCUACUUACAUGAUCAGUCCAAAAUCCAAUCGUAAAAUUCUCAAAGGGAUGGUUUUUAACUUAGCAAUUGGUUUUAGUGAUAUAAAAGAUCCAAAGAAAUCAGGAAAGAAUUACGUUUUAUCAUUGAUUGAUACAAUAUUAAUCGCAGAUGAAGCUGCUGUUUGUCUUACUGAAGGUAAUAAGUCAAGUAGGGAUGUUAUGUUGUUCAUGGAAAACGAAGACGAAGAGGAUAGUGAUAUUGCAGAAGUCAAACCUAAGAAACAAUCUUCUCCAAAAAAGAAGAGCCAUUCAAAUGAUCUCGAAAGCGCUGUUAUUGGUAAUAGAAUGCUACGUGGUAAGACGCGUAAUGCAGGUCGCGAACCUGAUCAAUCAACUGCUCAUAAAAUCAAAGAGCACCAAAAAAUACUCCAUGAAGCCAAAAACGAAGAAGGUCUUAAACGUUUUGCUGAAGGAAAAGAUUCAUCAAAUGGUUCUAAACCAGAAGUAUUCAAGCGUUUCGAUUCUUAUAAGCGCGAACAACAAGUUCCUAUUAAUAGAGAUUUGAGAAUACUUGUGGAUACCAAAGCACAGACUGUUAUUCUACCAAUCAAUGGUUUCAUUGUUCCUGUGCACGUUUCUACUAUAAAGAAUAUCAGUAAGACAGAAGAAGGUGAUUACACUAGUUUAAGAAUAAACUUCAUUACUCCAGGUCAAUCAGUUGGAAAGAAGGAGGACGUACCAUUUGAGGAUCCUGACUCAAUGUUUAUUCGUUCAGCUACAUUUAGAUCAACUGACAAACUAAGAUUCUCAGAUUUAUACAAAGAUAUUACUGAACUAAAGAAACUCUCAACUAAACGUGCUGCUGAGAAACGUGAAAUGGCUGACGUAGUUGAACAGGAAAACUUGACAGAAAUUAAGGGACGUAGACCGGUUAGAUUAGGAGAAGUAUUUGCGCGUCCAAUUGAAGGAAAACGUCUAGCAGGUGACCUUGAUAUUCAUACAAAUGGUGUAAGAUACACAACACCGACAAGAGAUCAGAAGAUAGACGUUCUCUUUAGUAAUGUCAAACACUUUUUCUUUCAACCAUGCGAACAUGAAUUGAUUGUUCUUAUACACUUCCAUCUCAAAGCUCCAAUUAUGAUAGGUAAGAAAAAAACGAGAGAUGUACAAUUUUACCGUGAAGCAACAGAUGCAUCCUUCGAUGAGACAGGUAACCGUAAACGCAAGAUAAGGUACGGUGAUGAAGAUGAAAUUGAGCUGGAACAAGAAGAGAGAAGACGUCGUAAUGCUUUGAAUAAAGAAUUCAAAGGGUUCGCUGAAAAAAUUGCCGAAGCUUCCCAGGAUAACUUUGAUGUUGAUAUACCAUACCGUGAACUUGGUUUCCAAGGUGUACCACAUCGCACUGGGGUCUUAUUACAACCAACAACUGAAUGUCUAGUUCAAUUAACUGAUCCACCUUUCACCAUAAUUACAUUAGCAGAAGUUGAAUUAGCACACUUAGAAAGAGUCAGUUUUGGUUUGAAAACAUUUGAUAUAGUAUUUGUUUUCUCAGAUUUCUCCAAACCAGUUAUGCAUAUCAACUCUAUUCAAGCUUCUCAAUUGGAUAAUGUAAAAGAGUGGCUUGAUUCUUCGGAUAUACCAAUAUCUGAGGGUCCAGCAUCCUUGAAUUGGAGCGCUGUUAUGAAGACAGUAAAUGAAGAUCCGAAAGACUUCUUCGAAUCAGGUGGUUGGUCAUUCCUUGGUGGAUCUGGCGAUCAAGAGGACGGAAGUGACGAAUCUGAACCUGAAUCACAAUACAAUAUGUCAGAGGAUGCUGUAGAUGAUGAGAGCGAAGAUAGUGAUGAAUUUGAUGAUUCAAAUGAUGGAUCUGAAUCUGAUGCAUCUGAUGCAUCCGACGUUUCAGGUGAAUCUUGGGACGCACUCGAACGUCGCGCUGAAAAAAGUGACCGCAAGCAUUACAAAGGUUUAGAUGAUGAAGAAGGUGCUUCAAAAUCUUCAAAGGGUAAGAGACGUUAAAUAUUUGUUAAAUUAUGCCAAAUCAUCACAUUUUAUGAAAUAUUAUGAUAUAUA
Molecule: messenger RNA, 3156 nt
Organism: Wallemia mellicola CBS 633.66
Lineage: Eukaryota; Fungi; Basidiomycota; Wallemiomycetes; Wallemiales; Wallemiaceae
Product: FACT complex subunit SPT16
Exons: 7
Coding region: 1-3102 (1033 amino acids)
Biological process (GO): transcription elongation by RNA polymerase II; positive regulation of transcription elongation by RNA polymerase II
Cellular component (GO): FACT complex
Molecular function (GO): nucleosome binding
Source: RefSeq, a predicted model, not a curated record